Magnolia sinica is the source of this 1557-nucleotide messenger RNA. RefSeq lists its product as uncharacterized. The record is from RefSeq and is a predicted model, not a curated record. Lineage: Eukaryota; Viridiplantae; Streptophyta; Magnoliopsida; Magnoliales; Magnoliaceae. The transcript is spliced from 9 exons. Bases 805 to 1557 code for a protein of 250 amino acids. Gene Ontology annotation, molecular function: adenosine deaminase activity; translation elongation factor activity; GTPase activity. Gene Ontology annotation, cellular component: mitochondrion. Gene Ontology annotation, biological process: mitochondrial translational elongation; RNA processing.
CUCUUCUCUCCCGCCUCUUCUCUCCCAAAACCCUUCCCCCCUCUUCUCUCCUCCAUACAAUAACUGACCGAAAGUCUUCUCUCUCCCUCUCUCUUUCCCUCUCCAAUGUCUCUCGAUCUCCAUUUUCCAGUUAGGCCUCUCUUGAUCUGGCUUCCAUUUCCGUUGCUGGUUGAAGACGCUGAUCUCUCAGCUGUUGCCCUCCUUCUCGUCAGAACAACACGUCAAAGUCUGAGAAGGCCUGCAAGAGGAAGUACGCUGAUCUCUCGGCCGUGCCCUCCUCGCCGUAACACGCCCCUCUUUCUCUCUCUCUCUCUCUCUCUUAAGUCCAACUCAUCCUACUCUAGAGCACCUAAUCCACGGAAGGGUGUACGGAAGAUUUCUAGAAGCCAUAGCUGUUGCCAUCUCAACCAUUGGAGCUGUCAACAAAGUGGAUGAGUUACAUCCUGACUUGAUAGUAGACCCUCUUGGAAUCUUGCAUCCUGCAAACAAAUUAACUCAUCAACUUCCAUUGGUCAGUGCAUACUCAUCCUUUGCAAGGAUGGUGGGAGUUGGAAUUGGUUUGGAGAAACAAAGAAGGAGAAUGGAUCCCAUGAGUAAUGAACCGUAGUUCACAAACUACACUGGAGAUUUCAUUAGCACAGUUGAUUACAUAUUUUACACAGGUUCUUAUAUGCAGAGAUUGGAUGUCUUCAGAACAUUCACAAUAGCCAUAGAUGCAGUGGAUACUAACAAUUGCAAGUUGAUGAUUCUACAAGCUUGUUUUUUCUCUCAGGGACAAAUUUUCCUAGCCAAGGAAAAUGCAAAAUGAGACCGGGUUGGAAAUUGCAUCUAUAUAUCACACAGAUGCCAUGUGGGGACGCAUCAAUGACUUCACCAUUGUCAUCGUUGAGUGAUGAGCCCCAACCAAAAGAGAAUUUGUUGUCCAUGUUCUAUGGGAAACCACAUGUAAAUGUUGGGACUAUUGGACAUGUCGAUGAUGGGAAAACUACACUCACAGCAGCCAUUACAAAGGUACUGGCAAAAGAAGGUAAAGCUAAGGCUGUUGCCUUUGAUGAGAUUGACAAGGGACCAGAGGAUAAAGCUCGAGGAAUUACCAUUGCAACGGCCCAUGUGGAAUAUAAGACUGCUAAGCGGCACUAUGCACACGUGGAUUAUAUAAGACUGCUAAGCGGCACUAUGCACACGUGGAUUGCCCAGGACAUGCGGACUAUGUUAAAAUUUUUGGAAGCAGUCUACAUCUUAGUCUUUAGCAUUGUGGCACUUGAAGUGAUGAUGGGAAGGCAUCCUGGGGAGCUCAUCUCCUCUUUGUCAUCACCAAACAGAGAAGAUAUAUUGCUAAAGGAUAUGUUGGACAAACAUCACUCCAAUCCGAUGGCGGAGGUUGCACGAGAAGUCGUAUUUGCAGUGUCUAUGGCACUUGCAUGCAUUUGGCCAUAUCCAAACUCUUGGCCAACCAUGCACCAUGUGGCUCAGGAGCUAUCUGUUGGUAGGCCUUCUUGCUCUCUAGAGUCAUUCCAUGCACUUACAUUAGGUCAAUUAAUGGAUCUCACGGUAUAA